AUGAGCCAGCCGCUCACUCUGUUCUGGCCCAUUUUCCCCCAGCGCUCCGACGGCAAGACCGUGGUCAACAACAAAGGCAAGCCCGUCCGAAAUGGCCCAACCGAGGCGCAGCUCGACCGCACGCCCAACGAGCAGGGCCAGAGCGACUACUACCGCCUGAUCGAAAAGGACGACGCGAAGCACGUCGACUGGCGCAAGAAGCUGGGCGGCAUGCUGCUGCGCGAGAUUGGGCGCAAGGAAGACGAAGACAAGUGGCAGCAGUGCAUCCUGUGGGACUUUCCCGAGGGCUACAGGCUGUACGAGCACAUCAAGUCCAAGACCAAUGGCGAUUCCAAGACCCACUCUGGCGGCGGCCAUGACAGGCAGGAUGCCUAUCUCUACGGCUAUCCCAAAGGACCCCGCAAGCGCUUCCGCAGCCCUGUCGAAUUCUUCCCGCAUCUGCUGUGGCUCUCCACCGACGAGUCGAGCGACUACAACAACUGCUCCUGCCGUAUAUGCUCGCCCAACCAGGUCGAAGUCGAGAAGCCCGCUCAGCCAGCACGACCUGCGGAUGCCACGUCCAAUGCAUCUACUGCCAUGAGAACAAUGAGCGCUUCAAAUGGACCUGUUCCCGUCAAUCGAAACUCCGCCCCCAUCCCCAUCCGACGCUCUAGUGUAGGCACACCUAGUACGCCCAUUGCCCAGAGCCCUGUGACGAAGCCCGCCACGCCCACUACCCAGUACAACGCCGGGCAGAUCAAGGCGCCGCCCCGGCUCGAGCCUACGCCCCUCCCGCAACCGCGCACACUGGACCAGCAGGUCGACAAUCAAUACAACAAAUUCCUUGCCCGCACCGGCGAAGUUGUAUGGUUUCGGAGGUCUGGCGGCGCCUUCGGCUUAGGGCUUGUAGCACGCCGCUGGACAUCCGCCAACGCCGCCCAUACCGGCAUGUACAGUGUGCAGCCACUCUCAUAUCCGGGGCACUCUCCGCCACAAGAAGUUGUCGAGGCGGGCGCUGAUGUGAAGCCGUGGCUGGCCUGGUCUGUGCCGUCUUGCACUUUCGAAUACCUGCGGAACAACCCUACUAUGACUUAUAAUCAGGUAGACUGGAAGGCUUUGGCCGCACGCCAGUGGGAAGGCCACCCGGAGGUCGAUGCUUCCAUACUUGCCGCCAAGGCGAUCGAUAUGACGUACACGCCAUUCGAGAGGCUCAAGACGGUACCCAGCAAUGGAGGCGAGGAGCGCCAUUGGAACGGGAUAUAUUAUGGGGCUGAAAAGAUAUGGAGAGGCGAGCCGGUACGUUUACGACUGGGCCUUGGAUCCGACGUUCUAGUCAUCAGCGAGAUCAUUCAGAAAGUCGCUCCUAUCGGGAACAAUCAAGUCGGCUCAAAGAUCGAGAUGCGAGGCGACGUGUACGCGUAUGCGACUCUCCCAGCGCCAAACCCCAAGAGCCCCCCUGCUCUACCAUCAGACAAUCAUGUGCCCCUCCGCAUGCGAGAAGACAUGAAUUGGCGAAAUCAGACGCUGCUGUCCUCUGCCGGUGAGCUCUGCUACUGGAAACUUAUCUCAGCGAACCAACGCGUAGCCCUUGAGGACAUUAAGGGUCGCUGGUAUGAGAUUAGUUCGCUCUUUCAAGAAUUCUUCUUUGCAUCUGUUCAGAAAAAGGAAGGUGGCAAUGGCAGCUGGAUGAACGCCCGCGGUGACGCCACCGGUCAGAGCAAAGACCCCGGUGCCCUUCGAGCAGAUCGCCUCGAAGCUUUUGGUAGUGCCAUUCCGCAGCAAUUCAGACUUGUUGAUGGGCUAGAUCCGCCAGGCGAUCAUGAGAAACCAGCAACCGCCAUGCAAGGCAUUGAGCUUGGCAUGGGUGCUGCAACUGGCGAGACCAAUUUCGCUAUCGACGAUUUCAUGAACUUUGGCGAGGACACGACGAUGCCAUUUGGCGACAGCAACAUCUUCUGA
Molecule: messenger RNA, 1938 nt
Organism: Paraphaeosphaeria sporulosa
Lineage: Eukaryota; Fungi; Ascomycota; Dothideomycetes; Pleosporales; Didymosphaeriaceae
Exons: 2
Coding region: 1-1938 (645 amino acids)
Biological process (GO): silent mating-type cassette heterochromatin formation
Cellular component (GO): SHREC complex; rDNA heterochromatin
Source: RefSeq, a predicted model, not a curated record